Molecule: messenger RNA, 3547 nt
Organism: Monodelphis domestica (gray short-tailed opossum)
Lineage: Eukaryota; Metazoa; Chordata; Mammalia; Didelphimorphia; Didelphidae
Source: RefSeq, a predicted model, not a curated record
CGGUGGGCGGAGUCUGAGGACAUGGGUGGGGCGGGCAUUCCUGGAGACUCAUUUAGCCGCCCAGCCACUUCUUCCGCCGGGCCGAACUACAUUCCCCACAAUGCAAAGCGGGAGGCGGAGCGGAAGCCGGGAGUGAGAGGGGGCGGCCUGAGCUCUGUGCCUCGAUCCCGAACCUGCCCGGGGAGUCUUCAGCCUCCACGCCGGUACCUGUGCGUGUACCGCCAAGGGCGUCCGCGCCUCCGCACUGACCUGGACUGACGGACGGACGACGAGGAAGAGCUCCGGAGAGGGCAUCCGUCGGAGCCCUUUUACAGCUGGAGACAUCGAGGCCAGCAGGGAGGAAGGGCCAGUAAACCACAGAGCCAGGCCUUGAACCCGGGUCUUCUGCGGCCAGGUCUGGUGAGCCGGUGCCUCCACGUUCUGCCCCAAAGCAGAAAACUCCUGUGGGGUGGCUGGUGGUGGUUGCCUCUAUCAACAGUUGUGAAUGGCUCACAGAUGCUUUGGGGUUGGAUCUUUGUGUCUUUCACCCCAAGAAGAGAAUCAGAUCUGAGUGAGUUCCUGGGGUUCAAUUGUUCCUAGAGCCAUGGGAGCACCCUAAAUCCUGUGCCCAUCCCCCCUUCCUCCUCAGACCAGAGUAAGAGGAUUUUCCUGCCCCUGCCAUCUUCUGCAGGCCUCCCGCCUUCAGGUAGGCACGGAGGAGAAUACACUGGAGAAACUGCUGAUCUUGCUUCUUUAGGGAUCAGUUUUCCUUUUUUAGCCUCCCUUUAGAGGAUUCUGAGCUGUCCUACAAGUGUUUUGCUCCUGCGUCCUAGAUCCUGCCGGGUCCUAAAGGAGUCUCCAGCGUGGUUUACUUUGGAGACAGAGGCGGUACCCAAACUUGUGCAUAGAAUCCCCAGAGCCACCCAAGCGGACCAUGGUGAUCUCCGAGUUCCAAAGGAGAAUGUUUCUCGGAGUUGUACCAGUAUGGUGGUGAUGAUAACGCUUCGGACGGACUUCAGUUUAAGCAACUAAAGAGUUUUGUCCAGUACCCUGGGUUGAAGCAGUUCAUUAAUGGAAUAGGAGAUAAGGGACGGUGCAUUGACUGGGAGUUGGAAAGAAUUGUGCUCAAGAUGAACCAUCCAGGAGAUUAAAGGGGUUCCCCCCAAUCUAUUUUUCCAGUCAUUUUCUGGUGUCGCUUCCCAACUCUCCAGGCCAGCUCCAUCUGCUCCCUGCAUCCGGAAUGUUCCUGACAUUCUCCAGAAAAAACAUGUCCCAGAAACUGAGUUUGUUGUUGAUUAUAUUCGGCUUCAUCUGGGGGCUGCUUUUGCUUCACUACACGGUCCAACAUCCACGACGUCCGAGCAGUGUGGAGUUACGGGAACAGAUCCUGGACUUAAGCAAAAGAUACGUGAAAGCUUUGGCCGAGGAAAACAAGAGCCUCAUGGAUGGCGAGAAUGGGGCAUCUCUGGCAGGAUAUGCUGACUUGAAAAGAACCAUCGCCGUCCUCUUGGACGACAUUUUACAGCGCCUGGUGAAGCUGGAGAGCCGGGUGGACUACAUGGGGGUCGGCGACCCGGCCACCAACAUCACCAACGGCACCACCGGGAACCUCGUGCCAGGCCCUGCCAGUAAGAGGAUCAACGCGUCGGGCCACAUCAGAUAGCGCCCCAGCGCGCCCCGCGGGUCGCCGCUCCCCCCAGGAACGCUGCGGAAUCUGGCUGGAGGGGCUCUGGGAGCGCGGGGAUCUGUGGAGCCUUCCCUCCUGUACAUACCUUAGAGACGGCGACGGGCCCUUCCCAGGCUAGCCCGCUGGCGGGCGCAACACGGAGCUCUUGCGGGAGGCCAAGAGCCGGCGCGCGCGGCUUUAUUUAUUUCAUAGAAGUAGAUGUCUGGGACAGGCGGAUAGACUGUAGUUCAAGCCAGGCAUCGCCCAUACACGCGAGACGGACGCUGUUGGGAAGUGUCUGUUUGCCGUAUUCUGUUCUGUUGUCGAGAGAGACCAUGUGGAGAACGUUAAAACCACGACCCGGAGAAUGUCUUUAAUGCACUGUUUGCCGGAGUAUCGAGCAAGGAUUGCCGUAUAUCUAAACAUUUCCUUAAAACAGGAGCCGCUCCGUCCAGAGUGGGCGUCCAGACGCCAGCCGCAAAGCGGACUGACCUCCUCCUUAGAUUUAUCCUUAUCCACAGUCUAAGGAGAAAAGAAAUAGUCUAUAGCAGGAAGUUAAUAGUGAUUUAAAGGAAGAGUGAUGACUUCCAGAUGUGUGACUACUUCCAUCAUUUCUCUUUUCGUGCUUAACCCCUGGACAGGGUGUGCUAUCGGCAGGGCACACUGGCUCUUUAUUCUGGGCCCUCUUUUUUCUUGUACCGAAAUGGAAGGAAGGAAAUAGAAUCCAGUCAGUAGACGUGGGGGCUCCAGCCGAUGGUUGUUAUGCUCAGAGGGAGGGAUUCUGGGAAAAUGGGAAGUCAGGGAGUCGUCGGGUCCUCGGUGGACUGACCCUACUUCCGGGAGGGGACAAUCUGGAUUUAUGCAAUAGACACUUUAGGACUUCUUUGAAGUAGCAGCCUUUCAGGUAGAUCUUUUAGAGCAGAGGUGUCCAACACACUGCCCGAAUGAGAUGAAAAUGGGAUUGGGAAAUAGUUAACUAAAUCAAAGUGAAAUGCCGUAGAACAUAAACACGGGAAUACUUGAUUUUCUAGGUGAGUCUGUGCCCUUCUGUCUGCUUUCUAUUCAAGUUAGAAUUCCCAGGCUUAGAAGAUAAUUAUAUAAACUGAAUUUUGAAGAAUACUUUGGUGAUAGAAAGCAGAAGUCUUCAGCUGUUUUUCAUAGAAUCAGAGAAUGUAAAAUACAGAUGAGGAAACUGAGGCCCAGAGGGUAGAGUGACUUUGCUAGGAAGUAGUGUUGGUUUGCUAAGGAGGGAGCAAAUGUUCUUUUCCCUGGAGCUCUGAGAUUACCAGCGGCUGGUGAUGGGGUUCAGACAGGGAAGUCCUUGGGGACCCAGAGGGAGUUUUGACAAGACAGUUCUAAGGAGAGGAGGCAAGCUUCACUGUCACAAGCCUCACUGACCUCUGGAGGCAUCUCAGAGUGGAAGAAAGGGGACUGUGUUGGUGACAGUCCACUCCAUCCAGGAGUGCCUGAGCGGCUUCUCACAUAGGAUUUUGCCUCUGGAGCCAAGUAAACCUCCGUUUCACUUUCCUUUGUGUAAAUGGCCUACCUGUCUUGGUGAUGCCCUCUUUAUUUCCUCAUUUUUACCUUUUUCUAAAUUCCUCAGUUACAUGCCCUGGUCUUGGGUUUUGAAAUAAGUUUUGUGAGGUUGCAUUUGGGAAUACCCAUUCUUGCAAUUCACUGUUGUGUUGUACCAACUAUUGUAAUAUUUUACUAAAUGAAGAUGGAAAAUUUCAGGUGCUUUUCAUAUUCAGAAGUUGCUGUCUAAGUUCGUUCUUCUGUAGCCUCUCUAGAGGCUAAAGCUGUGUAAGUGAGGCUACGACGAUGGGGAAUGUGGAAUAGUUGGGGUUGUUGAACCUAAUUGUUUUUUUCAGGGAAAAAAUAAAAUAUUUGUACUUAUAAAAA